Pygocentrus nattereri (red-bellied piranha) is the source of this 1391-nucleotide messenger RNA. It is a transcript of the gene acer1, whose product is annotated as alkaline ceramidase 1. Gene Ontology annotation, molecular function: hydrolase activity, acting on carbon-nitrogen (but not peptide) bonds, in linear amides. The transcript has 7 exons. The coding region runs from base 328 to 1167 and encodes 279 amino acids. The record is from RefSeq and is a predicted model, not a curated record. Gene Ontology annotation, cellular component: membrane. Gene Ontology annotation, biological process: ceramide metabolic process. Lineage: Eukaryota; Metazoa; Chordata; Actinopteri; Characiformes; Serrasalmidae.
UUGAAAACAUAAGCAGAGGUGGGUGGAACAACCAAGAAUCAAGACUUCAGAGUGAAACAGAAGUAAAAGCUCCUUGCAGAACUGCAGGUGAACUUCUUAGUCAUUAGCUUGGGAAAAUAAGAGUUCGCAUCCAUCCAAACUGUGUUGAGAGUGAAUGAAUGGAGUUAGUUACCUGCCCCACCUCCACUGACUCGCAACACCCACGAUGCCUACCUGCUCCACCGGCUGAUGUCACGGCUGGACUGGUGCUACAGGCUUGGGGACAUUUCUCCUACUUAAGCCAAGGAAACUUCCACACCUGCAGCACUGACUGCGCUCACAGUCACCAUGGAGUUGUUUCUGAAAGGUAUCCCGUCAUUUGAGAAGAUGGCAGGUGUUUUUUCCUAUGAGAGUUCUGAAGUGGACUGGUGUGAGGACAACUAUAAACACUCUGAGAACGUUGUGGAGUAUUUCAACACGAUGAGCAGUUUCGUCUUCUUCGUAGUUGCACCCAUAAUGCUGUACCUGCUGCACCCGUAUGCCAAGGAGCGGAGCCUGGCAGUCCACCUGGUCUGGUUCAUGAUGAUCUUUGUGGGUCUCUUCUCCCUGUACUUCCAUAUGACCCUCAGCUUCAUGGGGCAGAUGCUGGAUGAGCUGUCCAUCCUGUGGGUGCUGGCCAUCGGCUACUCUCUCUGGUUUCCACGCAGACACUUUCCUUCUUUUGUUAAAGACAGGAGCUCUUUCUCUCGCAUGGUGCUGGUCAUCACGGUUAUAACCACAAUGUCCUCAUUCGUCAAACCCACAGCCAACGCCUACGCUCUCAACUGCUUUGCCCUGCACAUCCUCUACUCUCUGUAUUGGGAGCUAAAGAGCUGUACGCACCAGCGAGUGCUGCGUCUGGCUUGGGCCUCCAUUGGCCUGUGGGUGCUGGCCAUUUCCUGCUGGAUCAGUGACCGCUUCGGCUGCAGCUUCUGGCAAAAGCUCAACUUCUGCUAUAUGCACGGCAUCUGGCACAUCCUGAUCGUGGUUGCCACGGCCUACGGCAGCACUCUGAUCGCUUACCUGGACGCCAGCCUGGAGAUUCCUUACUCACUUCCUGACCUGCAGUACUGGCCUCGGGACAACUGGGCCCUGGGCCUGCCCUACAUCGUCCUCAAGGGCAACGCCAAGACCCAGAAACGAUGCUAGUGAAGAAGAGGAUGAAGGGAUAAAAUGACUUAAAGGAAGGGCUUAGUAAUGAGCUGUUUAGUUGGAUCAGGUGUGAAAUCACUAAAAUAUGCCUAGCAGUGGGUUUACGGUUAAGCAGGAUUUCUCAGUAAGCUGGAUCAUUUAAAGGGCCCUUAUCAUGGAAAAACAAAUUUCCUUCACUUUUUCAAAUAAAGGAGUGUGAAGUAAUAUCAGGUAAUAUGUAA